This is a messenger RNA of Onychomys torridus (southern grasshopper mouse), 1149 nucleotides long. RefSeq names its product zyxin (gene Zyx). Lineage: Eukaryota; Metazoa; Chordata; Mammalia; Rodentia; Cricetidae. Gene Ontology annotation, biological process: integrin-mediated signaling pathway; transforming growth factor beta receptor signaling pathway. Bases 102 to 722 code for a protein of 206 amino acids. The transcript has 5 exons. The record is from RefSeq and is a predicted model, not a curated record.
AUAUAAAAAAAGCGUUGGGGUUUUAGGUGCGCUCUCCUGGCGGCCCGGGGCCCUUGACCCUCAAGGAGGUGGAGGAGUUGGAACAGCUGACCCAGCAGCUGAUGCAGGACAUGGAGCAUCCUCAGAGGCAGAGUGUGCCGGUGAAUGAGUCCUGUGGCCGAUGCAAUCAGCCACUGCCCCGUGCCCAGCCUGCAGUCCGUGCACUGGGACAGCUGUUCCACAUCAGCUGCUUCACGUGCCAACAGUGUCAGCAGCAGCUGCAGGGAGGGCAGUUCUACAGCCUGGAAGGGACGCCCUAUUGUGAGGGCUGCUAUACCGAGACCCUGGAGAAGUGUAACACCUGUGGGCAGCCCAUCACUGACCGGAUGCUGAGGGCCACUGGCAAAGCCUACCAUCCACAGUGUUUCACCUGUGUGGUCUGUGCCUGUCCCCUGGAGGGCACCUCUUUCAUUAUGGACCAGAGGAACCAACCCCACUGUGUCUCUGACUAUCACAAGCAAUAUGCUCCAAGGUGCUCCGUCUGCUCGGAGCCCAUCACGCCUGAGCCUGGCCGUGAAGAAACUGUACGAGUGGUCGCUCUGGACAAGAACUUCCAUAUGAAGUGUUACAAGUGUGAGGACUGCGGGAAGCCCCUGUCCAUCGAGGCAGAUGACAACGGCUGUUUCCCUCUGGAUGGCCACGUCCUUUGUCGGAAGUGCCACACUGCUAGAGUCCAGACCUGAGUUGAGGAUGGGCCUCCUUCCAGAGCACAGGUCCACUCCCCACCAUGGACCACCCACACUGAGACCAACCCUUGCCUCUACCCUCCCUGCAUUCCGAACCCUUCCCCAGGAUCUCAAGUGCCCUGACCCAGGGCCUCCGCAUGGCCUAGAGGUGCUGAGGCGCAGCCCUGGGCUCCACCCCUUGCCUCUCCUGCAGGGACUGCCCAUCCUCCCGAGGUCCCCAACCCAAGGGUCACAUUUAGCGCCGCUGCUUUCACUGCGCCACGGAUGCCCUUGGCUGGCCUGAGCAGCCUAUGCAAUGUGCUUGCUGAGGGUGGGAGGAGCCCUCACCCUCCAGGAGCCUGGCUCCAGCAGCCCGGACACCCACCUUGCCCUGUGCUGCUAGGUUGUGGCCACAGCUAAAAUUAUAAAACCUCAUUUUCCAGAA